AUGGCUACGUCUAUACUUGGGGUAAGUCGGGAGGCGCUUCCGGGCUUGAGGACCUCGGCUUUCGUUGUCUUCUUUUUUUUUUAUGGGCGAACCUUAAAACUGUUGCUGUCGCCGCAGCGAGCAGUUUGUGGUUGCACGUCUGGAGAAAGGGGGUAGAAGCGUAAAGGUAAAAUAAAGCUUGCUUUCUUUCGAUUGCAGUUGCUGUAAAGAAGCAGCUCGUUUUUGCUCGCCGAUCUGAUUUGCAGCCCUGCCAUGUUUUCCUAAAAUUUCUGCGCGAAUCCCCCACGUAGGCUGCUCAGGUUUUCCCGGUUCGUAACCCAUCUCCCGCUCGAGGUUUCUCUGCAACGUAGUUUUAGACCUUUUGGAGAGCGCAUAGUUUUUGCUCUCGGGAUCUUUGCCAUUAAGGCCGAUUUGUUUGCCCCACCACCGCCACAAAGGGGGGACGGGGGGAGAUGAGAAAAAUGCAUCGACUUCAUCUUUUUUUUAGAAAAAAGCAGACGCACGAUUUAUUUCCGUUCUUUCUUUCUUUUUUUAAGCGUGGUUUUCUUUCUGCUUCAGUCGUGGCUCCUCUCUGGACCCUUGUCAUUUAAAAACAUCGGUCCCACCGUUUCCUACUGCUGGAUCGCGGUGAAAAGCACGUCCAAAUUAUAAGAUCGGCAACAAUAAUAAACCCAGCUAGGCGGGAUGCGAUGGCCGGGGUGUCUGAUUGGUUUCGUUUUGUUUUAAAGGUCGAGUAAAUUGCGCGGAACUUUUCGCCAGGACGCCGUGGCCGUGGCUUUCGGGGCCUGUUGCGCGCGCCUUUCCCCGCGGCGGCGGCGGCGGCGGAUCCGGGGCUUGGGCGCGAGAGGCUGACGGGCUGGUUUUUGUGUCUCCCUCCCCUCCACAGGAAGAGCCACGCUUCGGGACCACGCCUUUGGCCAUGCUGGCCGCCACCUGCAACAAGAUCGGCAACACCAGCCCGCUGACCACCUUGCCGGAGUCGAGCGCCUUCGCCAAGGGCAGCUUCCACCCGUGGAAGCGCUCCACCUCCAGCUGCAACCUGGGCUCCAGCCUGUCCGGCUUCACGGUGGCCACGAGCCGCGGCUCGAGCGGGCUGGCCAGCGGCAGCGGCACCGCCAACAGCGCCUUUUGCCUGGCCUCCACGUCGCCCACGUCGUCGGCCUUCAGCAGCGACUACAGCGGCCUCUUCUCCAACUCGGCGGCGGCGGCGGCGGCCGCGGCGGGAGUUUCCCCUCAGGAGGCCGGCGGGCAGUCGGCCUUCAUCUCCAAAGUGCACAGCUCGGCGGCCGACAGCCUGUACCCUCGCGUGGGCAUGGCGCACCCUUACGAGUCGUGGUACAAGUCCGGCUUCCACUCGACGCUGGCGGCGGGCGAGGUGGCCAACGGCGCGGCGUCGUCGUGGUGGGACGUGCACACCAACCCGGGCUCGUGGCUGGAGGUGCAGAACCCGGCCGGCGGCCUGCAGAGCCCGCUGCACUCGGGCGCCCCCCAGGCCUCCCUGCACUCGCAGCUGGGCACCUACAACCCGGCCGACUUCAGCUCCCUCACGCACUCGGCCUUCAGCUCCACGGGCCUGGGCUCGACGGCGGCGUCGCACCUGCUCUCCACUAGCCAGCACCUGCUCACGCAGGAGGGCUUCAAGCCCGUGCUCCCCUCGUACACGGACUCCAGCGCCGCGGUGGCGGCCGCCAGCGCCAUGAUUUCCGGCGCCGCGGCGGCCGCGGCAGCUGGGGGAGGCUCGGCGCGCUCCGCCCGGCGCUACUCGGGCAGGGCCACCUGCGACUGCCCCAACUGCCAGGAGGCCGAGCGUCUGGGGCCGGCGGGGGCGAGCCUGAGGCGCAAGGGCCUGCACAGCUGCCACAUCCCCGGCUGCGGGAAGGUGUACGGCAAGACGUCGCACCUCAAGGCGCACCUGCGCUGGCACACGGGCGAGCGGCCCUUCGUCUGCAACUGGCUCUUCUGCGGCAAGCGCUUCACGCGCUCCGACGAGCUGCAGAGGCACCUGCGGACUCACACCGGCGAGAAGCGCUUCGCCUGUCCGGUCUGCAACAAGCGCUUCAUGCGCAGCGACCACCUCAGCAAACACAUUAAGACGCACAACGGCGGAGGAGGGGGCAAAAAGGGCAGCGACAGCGACACGGACGCCAGCAACCUGGAGACGCCGCGCUCCGAGUCGCCCGACCUCAUCCUGCACGAGGCGCGGGGCAAGGACUCCACAGCGGGGCCCAACGACUCGUAG
Podarcis lilfordi (Lilford's wall lizard) is the source of this 2239-nucleotide messenger RNA. The record is from the annotation of a GenBank genome assembly. Lineage: Eukaryota; Metazoa; Chordata; Lepidosauria; Squamata; Lacertidae.